AUGGGAACUGUGGUUGGAACUGUUGAGGACUGCAGAGAGAUGUUUGAUGUCAGUGUUCAGACAAUGAUCACAUCUUUUCCCUCAACAAAUCAGAUUGGGAAUCCUGUUGCUUAUAAGCUUGUCAGGGUUGCAGGAGAUGGGAGACUAGUGCCUGCAACAGAUGAAGAAAUUUUGGAGGUGAAUGAGACCGAUAUGCAUUCUGUAUCAGAUGCUUGUAAGAGUCUAGGCUAUCUUCCAGCCGAAGGUUCACCUUCUUUGUUCUCCCAACUAGAAGAAACCUCUGAAGUUAUCAAUUUAGGUUUAUUGAGGUCUGACAAUGUGGAACCAUCUACAGACCAGGUGAAUUCUCAACCUGAGUAUAGCGAGGAUGAGAGGCUUGUCAUGGUACAUGCAUCUCACAUGCUUUCUACUCCUCCAGAUUCCAACAUCCAGUGUUGUAAUGAAAACAACAUGUUUGACGAGGAUCAAGCCCACCAUGAGCCCCUUCCUUUUUCAUCAGAUGUUCAGAAUGGAUGCGAUGUGAAUCAAUCUAAUACUGUUGAACCAUCUAGUCCAAAAGAAAGUGCAUUUCCUGCUGCUGCUCAAAAACCUGAUUUUUCUUUAGUUAGAGGUGAGAUAUGCUUGGAUAAUCUGCCUAUUAAAGCACUGCAAGAAACAUUCAGGGCGACGUUUGGCCGUGAGACGACUGUUAAGGACAAGACGUGGCUGAAAAGGAGGAUUACAAUGGGACUUACUAAGUCCCUUGAUGUGCCAACGACUAACCUGACAAUUAAAGAUAACAAGCUAGUUGGAAAUCAAGACAAGUCCAGUGAUGUGGCUGAUGUCGUUAGCAAGGGUGAUGAUGUAACAGCUACUAACCUGAAAGAUGCACCAUCUAGUAGUGCUGAAGAUUUUUCAUGUGAAGAGAGGGCGGCAAAAAGAGUUAGGAAACCUACACGAAGAUACAUUGAAGAACUUUCAGAAACAGAUGAAAAACAGAUAAAUGACAAGUCAGUGUUUCCUUCAAGAGACCAGAGGCUAUCUGAAAAAUCUGAGGUUAGGUCUAUGAGCGUCUCCUCAGGGAAGAGAGUUACCGUCACCAGGGUGGUGCCCCUUGGUGGAUCUGAGGUUGAGGUUCCUUAUGUUUCUCAUGUCCGGAGAAGCCGUCCAAGAGAGAACAUUAUGGCUCUUAUGGAUUGUCAUACCAGUUGCUUGGAAGCAAAAGCUACUGCAGGAGAGAGUAACCUGUUGAACAGUGAGGUUGUGAGCCCAGGUUCAGUGCUCAAGUCAGCUUCUGGACCAAUCCAGAAAGAAGGAAGUCACAAUAACAGCGAGGAGAAUAUUCUCACUGGGGUUGAUGAAGACAUGGAGACAGAUCACGUAGACUCAUCUGGAAACAGCUCGGAUGACUACAAUAACACUGGUGCGCCAAUGAUGCAAGGUGUUGGACUUAGAAGGAAGCAUCAUAGAGCUUGGACUCUCUCUGAGGUUACAAAAUUAGUAGAAGGUGUAUCCAAGUAUGGAGCUGGGAAGUGGUCCGAGAUCAAGAAGCUUUCCUUCUCAUCUUAUCCACACCGUACCUCUGUAGAUCUCAAGGACAAAUGGCGAAAUCUCCUUAGAGCAAGCUUUGCUCAGAGUCCCUCAAACAGCAUGGGAAGUCUCAAGAAACAUGGGUCCAUGCACAUUCCUGUGGAGAUUAUAUUGCAGGUGAGGGAGCUCGCGGAGAAGCAAUCAUUGGUCCCACCGAGUCAGCGUUAA
Molecule: messenger RNA, 1737 nt
Organism: Eruca vesicaria subsp. sativa (arugula)
Lineage: Eukaryota; Viridiplantae; Streptophyta; Magnoliopsida; Brassicales; Brassicaceae
Source: the annotation of a GenBank genome assembly